AUGAUGGCUGGUGGUUCCUCGGUGGAGAUAGACUUAGAUCAUGUUGAUAACUUGUACAAAGUAUUCAAGGAAAACUAUCCUGAGAAGAAAAUUUAUAGAGAGUCGUUUUUCAGGUUUAAUGAGCAUCUCUCAGUUGAUGAGAAUUUGAAUCAUCUUUCAUUAUUUGCAUUGAACUACCCAUUAUUAGCAUAUUACUGCUACAAGCCUAUUUACUUGGAAAUUGUUGCCCGUUGGAUUCAACAUCCAACAUUAUUUGAACAAGAGUAUAUCAAGUUAAAGUUAAACCAGCAGCUGGAUACGCAAACUGAUAAUUAUGCACAAGGGUCAAUAGUAUUACAAGCAUUAUCGAAACUACUUCAUAUUUCACAUGAGUUUCUCGCCCUUUUUGAGUUUUUCCUUGAAAGGAGUAAACUUUGGGACGAUCUUCUUACUAACAGCAACAGCAACAGCAACAGCAACAGCAACAGCAACAGCAACGUUUCAAAUUUGGAGCAAAUUUUGUUAGCAUAUUUCCGAUUGUUAAUGUAUGAUUCAAAGAGAUUUACACAUUACAUCAAGCCCGAGUUGCUUUACCGCAUUUUGGAGACGAAGAAGCAGGAUUGUGGACAGUCUGAAUCUGAUUUACAAGUUUCCAAGUAUCUCGCAGUCCAAAUCCUUUCGAUAUACCUUCUGGCGUCUGAAGCUACAAAAAAUAAAAUGUUGCAGAAAUAUCAAAUAGGUAAUAAGUUGAUGUCAAAUUAUGAAGGAGAAGAGCUCAACUAUCACUUUCUCGCGCUAUUGGAAGCAAAAAGAAUUGCCAAUUUCCAGAGUCUACCUGUGGUUACAGUAGCUGCUGCUGAGUCAAGGAAGGUAGUGAUUGACACUCUGGUAUUGUCAACCGACUUAGUAGCCUCUAUAUGUGGUGUAUUGGUUCCGAGAUUAAUCAACAACAGCAAACAAAUUCAAAAAGACAUUCCUUCAUUAUCACACACCAAGUUUGUUCCCAUCACCCAUGCAGUCGAUGCACUCAAACAGCUUGCAAUGAACAUACAAGCAAAUCACCCUAUAAUGCUUGUUGGUGCUGCUGGAACAGGAAAAACAUUUUUGAUUAAUAAAUUGGCAGAUGACAUGUCAUAUAAUAGCUCCAUUGUCAAAAUUCACCUCGGUGAACAAACCGACGCAAAAUUGCUUCUCGGUACAUACACAUCUGGGGAAAAACCAGGAACAUUCAGGUGGAAUACCGGGGUGCUUACUUCAGCCGUGCAAGAUGGGAAAUGGGUGUUGAUUGAAGAUAUCGAUAAAGCGCCCACAGAAAUUCUUUCAAUAUUAUUGACAUUGUUGGAGAAAAGACAGCUUAGUAUACCGUCCAGAGGAGAAACGAUUGAUGCAAGAAAUGGGUUCCAAUUAUUUUCAACAGUACAACAGGCAACAAGCUACAACUACUACUCCUCCUCCUCCUCCUCCUCCUCCUCCUCCUCCUCCUCCUCCUCCCUCUUGCAAGAUGACCACGGUUUGCCCGAGUUGAUAGGUUCACGAUUUUGGAAAAUUGUUAGAUUGGAACCACCAAAGGAGAAUGAACUUGAAUUAAUAUUAAUCACAAAAUUUCCGUUGCUUUCUAGAUUGGUAGAAUGCAUAAUGAAAUGCUUCUUUGUGGUGCUAAAGUUUUACGAACUGAAGUCGUUUUUAUCUUUGAAUAAAGGUAGCUCGCCACGAACCAUAUCCACAAAAGACUUGAUCAAGUUUUGUUCUCGGUGUGAGAAGUUACUUUCCGCAGAAGGAAUCACGCAAGCGGAUCAACCAUUGGAAACAACUACAUAUGACAAUAUUUUUGCUGAAGCAAUUUCUUGUUUUGGAGGUGCUAUAGUUGAGCCUCGAGCUUUGGAAUUAUUAGUCAAAAUAAUUGGAGAGCAAUUGCAAGUACCGGUUUCCAGAAUCAACCUUUACUUGUCUCGAAACAAACCACAGUUUGUUAACAACAGUGAUUAUUUGCGUAUUGGACGGGCCUUGAUAGCCAAACCAUCGCAGAAUAUUGGCAGCUUAAGCAUCAAAAAAAAUGGAGACGGUUCAUUAUCAUCAUCAUCCUCAUCGUUUGCAAAAACCAACCAUGCACUUCAUUUAAUGGAACAAUUAAGUGUUGCGAUAAGCAUGGCAGAACCUAUUUUGUUGGUUGGUGAAACCGGUACGGGUAAAACAACUAUUGUACAGCACCUUGCAAAAAUAUUGGGCAAGAAACUUGUUGUUAUUAAUGUAUCGCAGCAGACCGAAUCAAACGAUUUGUUGGGAGGAUAUAAACCUGUUAAUGUAAAGACAUCUGCAAUUCCAGUUCAGGAUCUUUUUGAAACCAUUUUCGUGGCUACGUUUUCACAAAAGAAAAAUGAAAGAUUCAGCAAGAUGUUGUUUCGUUCAUUCAACCAUGGUCAGUGGAAAAAUGUAAUAAGAUUAUGGCGGGAAGCAUAUAAGCUCGCGGUGGAGACAUUAAAUCAUAAGUCUGACAAAGAAAAAGGAGAGGAAAGAGAAGGGGAAGGGGAAGACGAUGGUGGUCCAAGAAAGAAAAGAAAAUCAAAGCCAAUGAACAAGGCUUUUUUGUUGAAGAAAUGGCAUGAAUUCCAUGACAUGCUAAAUGAGUUUGAAAUGCGAUCUCUAAAAUCUGACCACUCGUUUGUGUUUGAUUUUGUUGAGGGUUCAUUAGUCAAGGCUAUAAAGAACGGAGAUUGGCUAUUGCUUGAUGAAAUCAAUUUAGCAAGCUCAGACACUUUAGAAAGCAUUGCAGACUUGUUGAAUGAGACGUUAGAACAAAGAUCAAUUUUAAUAGCUGAAAGAGGAGAUACGGAACCAAUAUUGGCAAAUGCAGAUUUCCGGAUUUUUGGAUGUAUGAAUCCUUCCACCGAUGUUGGAAAAAGAGACUUGCCUGUUAGUAUCCGGUCCAAAUUCACUGAAAUAUAUGUGCAUUCCCCGGACAAGGACCUUCAAGAUUUGUUGACGAUAAUAGAUAAAUAUAUCGGUAGAUAUGCAAUAGGCGGUGGAGGUGGCAAUGGUGGCAACGAUGAAUUGGUUAUACAUGACAUUGCCGAGCUCUAUACACGAGCUAAAGCCUUAUCUGAGCAGAACAAGAUUGUUGAUGGGGCUAAUCAAAGACCACACUUUAGUAUUCGUACUUUGACGAGAACAUUGACUUAUGUAUGUGACAUAGUCCCCAUCUACGGGCUUCGGAGAUCCCUAUACGAAGGAUUUUCCAUGACUUUUUUAACAUUGUUAGAUGCCAAAUCAGAGCAAGUAUUGAAACCGGAGAUUAUAAAAUAUACAAUUGGAAAGUUGAAAAACGCAAACUCUGUUAUGAGCCAGAUCCCGCCCUGUCCCUUUGGAUCAAAAGCUGGUGAAUACGUGCAGUUUAAUCAUUAUUGGAUGAAGCGUGGACCCAACGAGAUAGUUUCACAACCAAACUACAUUAUCACACCCUUUGUUGAAAAGAAUUUGAUGAAUUUGGUUAGAGCAACAGCUGGUUGUAAAUUUCCAGUCUUAAUCCAGGGUCCUACAUCAGCCGGUAAAACCUCAAUGAUUCACUACUUGGCCAACAUCACAGGACACAAAUUUGUUAGAAUCAAUAACCAUGAGCAUACGGAUUUGCAAGAAUAUUUAGGUACAUAUGUGAGUGAUUCUAGCGGCAAGUUGGUUUUUCAAGAGGGGAUUUUAGUGGAGGCGUUAAAAAUGGGUUACUGGUUGGUUUUAGAUGAGUUGAAUCUUGCUCCAACGGACGUUUUGGAGGCUUUGAACCGUCUUUUGGAUGAUAAUAGAGAGUUGUUCAUUCCUGAAACGCAAGAAGUGGUCAAGCCACACCCUGACUUUAUGCUAUUUGCGACUCAAAAUCCACCAGGAUUAUAUGGUGGCCGAAAGUUGUUAUCGCGUGCCUUUCGCAAUAGAUUUUUGGAGUUACAUUUUGAUGACAUACCACAGGACGAGUUGGAGAUUAUUCUUCAACAAAGAUGUCAGAUUGCACCCAGCUAUGCCAAACGGAUUGUUGAUGUUUACAAGGAAUUGACGGUGCAGCGUCAAUCCACCAGAUUGUUUGAACAAAAGAACUCAUUUGCAACAUUGCGGGAUCUAUUUAGAUGGGCAAUGAGAGAAGCAGUUGGGUAUGAAGAGUUGGCUAUCAAUGGCUACAUGCUUUUGGCUGAAAAGGUAAGAAAAGCUGAAGAAAAAGAGUCUGUAAGAAAAACGAUUGAGAAAAUAAUGAAGGUUACGCUUGAUAUGGACCUGUUUUAUCAGAACUUUGAUUUGUCCAAAUUGACCAAUGGCGAAACACUGAUUGUAUGGACAAAAUCUAUGCGCCGGUUGGCUGUGUUGGUGCUUUCCUCCUUGCAAAAUAAGGAACCAUUGUUGUUGGUUGGUGAAACUGGGUGUGGAAAAACCACCAUUUGUCAGGUUAUUGCUGAAAUUUAUCAAAAAAAGCUAUUCAUUGUUAAUGCUCAUCAGAACACCGAAACAGGUGACUUGUUGGGAAGUCAAAGGCCAUUAAGAAACAAAGCUGCUUUGCAAGCUGAAUUGCGUAAAAACUUGGAACGGUUUAUGAGAGCGAUUGGCAUUGAAGCUCAAGAGACAACGGCUACGAUGACACUUGCUUCACAAAUAGAAAUAUUCAAGUCUUACAAGGUACCACCAGAAGGACUUGAAGAAUUGACAUCAACAAUUUACGAAAAUUUGAAUUCAAGCUCUAUUCUUUUUGAGUGGACUGAUGGACCCUUGGUGAGCGCUAUGAAACAAGGCGAUUUCUUUCUUUUAGAUGAGAUUUCAUUAGCAGACGAUUCAGUAUUAGAGCGGUUGAACUCGGUUCUUGAACCAGAGAGAAGUUUACUUUUAGCAGAAAAGGGAAACGGAGAUGUUCACGUAGUUGCUGCUGAUGAUUUUCAAUUUUUCGCAACAAUGAAUCCUGGUGGUGACUAUGGUAAGAAGGAACUUUCCCCAGCGUUGAGAAACAGAUUCACUGAAGUGUGGGUGCCUUCUAUGGAAGACUUUGAAGACGUUUAUCAGAUUGUGCAAUCUCGACUUAAGAAUAAGCUGCUAGCGAAAGCAGUCGUCCAAUUUUCUCAUUGGUACGCAAUGGAGUUUAGUGGAAGUGGUGUUACAAACAAUGGUGUAAUCUCAUUGAGAGACAUUCUUGCUUGGGUUGAUUUUAUCAACUCUGGUGAUGCGUAUUUGACCCCAACAACAGCUUUCUUUCAUGGAGCAUUAAUGGUAUUUGUGGAUGCUUUGGGAACAAACAACACGGCAUUUUUAUCGGAAAACCAACGAAAUUUGGAAAGUGUCAAGGAGAAAUGCAAAGCUGAGUUAUUCAGAUUAGUUGAAGAGAAGGCAGAAGCAAAAGAGAAUGUUAUUGGAGGCACAAAGGUUCGAAUUGAUGGCGAUUUUUUCAAGGCAGGGUUGUUUUCAAUACCAAUUGCUAAACAAACGACGACGACGACGACGACGACGACGAGUGAACGAAAUAUUGUUGCAUUCAGUUUAGAUGCUCCAACAACUGCAUCUAAUACGAUGAAAGUUGUUCGUGCAAUGCAACUUAGUAAACCAAUAUUACUAGAGGGAAGUCCUGGAGUGGGUAAGACUAGUUUAGUCAGUACUAUAGCAAUUGCUACAGGGAACCCUCUUGUUAGAAUUAAUUUGUCGGAGCAAACUGAUUUGGUUGACUUGUUUGGAUCUGAUGUGCCAGCGGAGAAUGGGGCAGCAGGUGAGUUUCUGUGGAGAGAUGCUCCAUUUUUGAGAGCAAUGCAACGGGGGGAAUGGGUUUUGCUUGACGAAAUGAAUCUAGCGUCACAAUCCGUGUUAGAAGGUUUGAAUGCAUGUCUAGACCAUAGAGGUGAAGCAUAUGUACCAGAACUAGAUAAAGUAUUCAAAAAGCAUCCAAACUUUAGAAUAUUUGCUGCUCAAAACCCACAGUUUCAAGGUGGUGGAAGAAAGGGAUUACCAAAGUCAUUUGUUAACCGUUUCAGUGUUGUUUAUGUGGAUACAUUAACCUCUACAGAUCUUGAAUUCAUAGUACAGCAUAUUUAUCCAUCAGUCUCCUUGCAAGACUCAUCUAGGUUGGUUACAUUUAUAUCCAAGAUAGAGGAAGAAGUUGUUAAAAACAAGUUAUGGGGCUAUCUAGGUGCACCCUGGGAGUUUAAUUUAAGAGAUACUUUGAGAUGGUUAAGUUUGUACACCUCAAGAAGCAUAAACGUGGAUACUCAACUUGCAAACUUUAUAGACAUGAUUAUUUGUCAACGGUUUAGAAACAUCAAGGAUCGCGAGAGAGCUCGAGAUUUAUUUACUGCAUGCUUUGGUCCAAUUCAACAGCGUGAUAAUUACUACAACAUUUCGGAUAGCUUUGUUCAAUUUGGAAAUUCCGUUGGUACCAGAGACAAGUUGCAGCAAUUCAACAAUGGUAAUAGGCUUCUUCCAUUGCAAUGCAACUUUAAAGUAUUAGAGACUGCACUUUGUUGUGUUUCUCAUAAUAUUCCAUUGAUUUUGACAGGUCCAACAAAUGCCGGGAAAACUUGUAUGGUAAGAUAUUUGGCAAAUAUACUUGGUGCUAGGUUGGAUGAAUUUUCAAUGAAUAGUGAUGUUGAUGCAAUGGAUAUUUUAGGAGGUUAUGAGCAAUGUGACAUCCAGAGAGAGUUGCAUGCUUUGCUCGCUCAAUUGGAGACGGUCUUGACGGCGUUGACUAUCUCGUUUAUAAGUGACAACGAAGAAAAGGAUAACAACAACAACAACAACAACAACAACAAAAUAGUAGUCAUGUUGGAAAUUAUUGAUGAAAUUUCGUCAAAGCUGGUAACUGUUGAUAAUUUUGAAACACUUUACCAAAAAGUUUUAGAAAUUGAAGAUGUAAUCCCAUACCUGGUCUUUAUCGGUUGCAAACAAAUAUUGACAAAAUUGAAAGAGCCAAACUCGUUGAAAUUUGAGUGGUUCGAUGGUCUUUUAGUCCAGGCACUUGAAAAGGGACAUUGGUUGGUUCUUGACAAUGCUAAUUUGUGUCCACCUUCAGUAUUGGAUAGAUUGAACUCGUUGCUUGAAACGAAUGGAGCAUUGAGUAUUAAUGAAUGUACAACAGAGAGUGGUGAGCCAAGGGUAAUAGUACCUCACCCAAACUUUAGAUUGUUUUUGACUGUUGAUCCGAGGUAUGGAGAACUAUCCAGAGCUAUGAGAAAUCGUGGAAUUGAGGUGUUUGUGGAUUCGUUACAAACCAGACUGACUGAAUUUGAUUCUAAAGUGUUACAAUCACUGAGCCAUGGUCAAACACCAACAGCAAUAUUUUCAUUUGAUCGAAAUUCAAAUAUGAGAAAGUUUAGUGCCGUUGAUGAUGCUGCUGCUGCUGCUUCACCUACAGCUGUGAGCGCACUUUGGACUCUCUUGAGUCUGCAAGAUUUGGCAUUACUAAGUGAUUGGAAAGAGCUCAUCAUCAACAGUACGGAAUUUGAUGAACGUAUGAAAUCUUUGUCAAUACCCAUUGUUGAAAACUGUGCUCUUUACACUCAAUUUGAAUUCAAUGCCUUGAAUCACUCCAUGUAUGCCAGAGCAGACAUACUUGCCACUGAAAUCUUUGGUCAUGACAUUGAAUAUGCCGGUAAUCAAUCAAUCCAUCCGUUGAUCAAUAUGUACAUAGUAUCCACUUUUGUCCAAGAGCAUCCAUCUGUACUAACCUGCGAAUCUACAAUGUUAUUUGAAGUCAUUGGUAAAUUAAAGAGUUUGGGCUCGAUUAUCAAUCGUAUAGAGCUGGAGUCUAUGAGUAAGAAAGUGGUGAAUCUAUCAUAUAUUGAAAGAUCUGCGGCGAUCUCACAAGGUAGAAAUAUUAAACAGCCUGUAAAGAUUGAUAAUACUUUUCAAAUAGUGCAAGCAAUUUUCCAGCAUGUGGUGGCUGCUACUACUUCAUCUCAUGACAAGUCGUUCAAGUUUGUUGUUUACACAGAGAUCUAUGAGCUUCUUUUGUUGCUUGAGGUAUUCAUUGAAACAUUGUAUAAGAAAGACGAAGCCAAGAUAAGAGUUUUUCAACAAUUGAUUGUGCGUUGGUGCAAUGCUCAUCCAGAACUAUUGCAAACAUCACUAAUUACUGAAUUCUUUGAUAAGCUGUUUGAACUAACAACAGGACUUUUAAUGGACCAGAUUUGGGACGAAUAUAGAGGUGGAUACCCCACAACGAGGCAAGGUUGGACUCAAUUUGAAAAUUUACUACAUGUCAUGAGCGACUUUGAUCAUGUUGCAAAGAGUCAGUACGAUGAUGAAGUUUCGCCCGGUGUUAUCAGUCUAGCGAAACAGUUUGGUGAACUAUAUCGAUCAAUCCAGACAGGUGAUUAUAAUGAGGACGAAUUGAAUGUCGUCAUGGAUGGGGUUGAGUCCGGAGUGCAAUCUUUGAAAAGCAAACUUUUGUUGUUUCCCAAGAGCCGUCAAAAUGUAUUUAAAGCGGAGUUUUCAAAUGUAUGUAACUUUUUGGAAAGUUCAGGUGGUGGUGGUGGUGGUGGUGAUGAUGAUGAUGAUGGUAGUACUUAUGAGAAGCUACUUGAUUUGUACAUGCGCUCUGGUAAGUCAUUGGCUUCUAUUGUGAAAAGUAGAAGUUCAAAACCUUAUCCUAUGAUAUUGGAUAGCAUCUGGAGUGAAGAUGCUGUGGAUGCUCCUGAUGAUGAUGAGGAUGAUGAUGAUGAUGCGAGAGUGACGGCUAUGUUUAAAAGUACAUUACUCGAUUCUACAUUACAAAAAACGGGCAAUUUAAACAAUUGUGCUGUUCAACACCUCCAAGACACCCUUUCCGAUUUGAAGCUUUUGAUCACUUCUUUGGUGAAAAACUCUCACUCCAUCUUAAGAAAUCAAAAGCACGUAUUUGCAGAUACUUUGUUAGAAUGGAUGAGAAAGGUUUUUAAGACUCUAGGACUCAAUAUUGAUAGCAAUCCACAAGCAUUGUUUAGAACCGGUUUCCCUGAUUCAAAUGCAGAAAAUGUUAUUCAGCAGUUUCUAGUUCCUGCAUUUUCGUUAGCAUCACAAGCUACUGCAUUGACCGAUCUUGGGAAGGCAUGGGUGUUAUUUUCUUUUGCAAUGAUAAAGUUGUACGUACCAAAUGUGCCUAACGAUCCUGCUAUCAAGGAAUAUGUGGAGUGGAAAGUAUACACUGUUCGUGCGACUCAUGCUGACAGUCUUCAAUUGUCAUGGAAGAAUAUUAGAGAAGUCAUUAGUGGAGAUGAUAAGAUUUACCUAGAAUCAACAUUAGAAAAACUAAACCAGCAAGGUGCUCCUGCUAAGCCUAAAGUGUAUCGUUCCGAUGAGGAUCUGACACCUGUUAAUGCAUUGUUUGAAGAGUGGAACUCAUUUUUCAGUUCUAGUAUCGAUUUCAACGCUAUUGAAAAUUUGAUAAAAGAGAUUGAACUCAAGAAUACGUUAUUGGGUAAGAGCAAGUUGGCAUUAUUUCAAAGUAACAUUUCCAAGUUUGCCUUAAGAAUGAAACGUAAUUAUCUUGUUUACUCGGAUUUGAAUGAUAUUCUACUUGGGUACUUGUACGGCUUGAAAUUUGGGUUAAGUCUCAUCUCCAUAGAUGAUUUUGAAGAUGGUAACUUUAAGUUUUCAAAGGAUUGGCUAUUAAAUAGUCUGGAAUUUUCCAAUACGUCAAGAGUUUAUGAUGAAUUUAUUCGGGCACAAAAUUUUACAAAGACAUUAGAUAUAGACGAUACAAAAGCGGAGUUGAUUGUGAUCUUUUUUAUGAAACUAGCAUUUGCUCAUGAUCUCGGAGACGGGAAAGUUGAGGACAUGGUUUUCCAGUCGUUAAAGUCAAUCUACUAUCGAUGGUCACUUCGAAAGAUGAAACAAGAACAAGAAGAAACUGUAAAAGGAAGCUUGUUUAAGUUUAAGGACACCGAAGAGCAUGUCGAGGAGGAUUUCCAAGAACUAUUUCCUGAUUACGAGGAUGUGGUGAAAUUGGAUAGCAGUAACGCUAAAAAUCACCAAAAUGACUUUAAAACUGUUUAUACCCGUAUUGCAGAAACUUAUGUUGAAAAGUUUUUUGAAAAUGCCAAAGUCGAUGUGAGUGUUUUAACAAAAUGCGGCUGCGAGUUACAUAAUUGUCUUCAACUGCUGCUGCUGCUGCAAUUGCUGCUGGAUGCAAAUCAUGCUUCUUCAUUGGCGGCUGUAAUUAAUCAUGCUCACAACUGUCAUCGUUUCGUUGCUGAACCAGUGAGUGAUUUCCAUUUUUACCAGGAUAGUAAUCCAAAAGAAGUGGAGAAAGCUACAGAAAUACUUUCUGGUGUUUACGCUCUCGUCAAGAAGAUGUUGGAUCAAUGGCCAGAGCAUGCAACUCUCAAGAAUAUCUUAUUUUCAACCAGCGAGUUCUUAAACUUCCCAGUGGGCUUGCCUUUGGGGCGGUUUUUACAAAAAUUGGAGCAAAUAUAUACCUACAUGGCUGAAUGGGGAAAAUAUUCUUCAAAACAAACCUCUCUUCAAGCUCAAUAUGACCAGUUGACGAACCUUAUGAUUUCUUGGAGAAAGUUGGAAUUAUCAACGUGGAAUUCAUUGUUUGAAUUUGAAGAGAAAAAUCUUCACCAAAAUGUUGGUUCUUGGUGGUUCCAUUUAUUAGAGGUUAUCAUCAUUCCUAUUAUAGAAGAUACAAAAGAUGAGGAUCAUGCUGUGAAGCUUUUAUCAGCUUUGAAUUCAUUUAUGAGCAAAGCAUCUUUUGGGGAAUUUUACAGUCGCUUAAACCUUUUAAAGGCAUUUAGAAAUCAUGCCAAAUUAAUAGAUAGUUGUCAUGCUAUUGUUGAUGCAUUGUCCAACUUUAUAACAUUUUACGAACAAUUUGGCUCAGCAAUUAGUGAGCAGAUUAAGCUUUCGAGGGAGAAGUUACAGAAAAGCAUUAAUGAGGUGAUAUUGUUAGCUAGUUGGAAGGAUGUAAAUAUUGAUGCGUUGAAACAGAGUGCACGUAAGUCUCAUUCCAGUUUAUACAAGAUUGUUAGGAAGUAUCGAGAAGUGUUGAACACUCCAGUUCAGCCUAUUAUUGAGCAAGGGUUGCCACAGCUGAGCAAAGAGCUCGAAAGUGGUCCAAGUAUAUUGCCGCCGGUUGAGGAAGCUAUGCCGCCAGAGAUUACUAAAGAACUCACUCAGAUUUCAUCAUGGGAUCAAAGACCAAAGAGAUUGCAAGACCUUACCCUAGUGAAGCAGAACAUGAAAUUGUAUGUAGAAAGAGUUGGUACACAGAACUUACCACUAGUUGUUGACUUUGCUUUCGAACUUGGACAAGAGAUGGACAAUUUGAGAAAGGAAACACCAACCCAAUUAAAUGAUGGAAACAAGAAACUAGUUGCUGCUUUAAAGACUCAGAAACGGAAGUUACUCAGUGAUACACUUAAGGAGAUUAAGCGUGCUGGUUUAAAGACAAGUUUACGUUCUGACAUAAUUGCAACACAGCGGACCGCAACUUUGAUUCUUGCAAACUCCCGAAACUUUUCAGGAACGUGCCUCGAGAAAUGUGAUACUUUUUUUUAUAAAAUGUUGGACUUACUUCCACGAUUGAGAGAGUCGGUAUCAAGUCCAGCUGAAGAUGUGCCUGCUGCUGAUGUUGAAAAAGGUCUUUCUGCAGCUGAGAAUUUGGUUCAUUUGUUGAUUGUGAAGCGACAGCCAUUGAACAGCUUUGCCUGUGAGUACAAGAAUUUACGUGAACAAUACUCGAAAUUGUUGUUUUUGGCAAGAAUGGAGAAGCAAGGUGAUUUAUUGGUAAGAGAGGAUGAAAGAACAAAAGUUUCACAGGGAUUGAAACGAGUUGAGAUAAUUCGGAUUUGGUUACCUCGCUUAUUGGAGUAUGCAAAGUCCACCAUAGCAUCAUUGAAUUACUUUAUUAAUAAUAAUAAUAAUAAUAAUAAUGAUAAUGAUGAUGAGGUGAAUGGUGACAUUUUUGAAAUUUUAAGCAUUAAAUUGAGAAAGUUUGUAAGAGCUCAAGUAGGGAUUUUAACCAGUGACGAUGAAAAGCUUGUUGCUGAAGUUGGAGAAUUUGAAAGUGAAACAAUUUCUUUGUUAAAUAGCUGGAAGUUGAAAAAACCCCAAGGCGCAUUUGUUGCCGAUACUAUCAUGAAUUGGUUGGCAGAAGAGGUGACAGUUGUGCAAAUGGACGAGAUGAAGAAGAAGAAGAACAACGUCACUUUGGAAGAUUGUGAGGUUGAAUUCAGAGAACUAUCCUCGAUGAUUCUUGUUGCAGUUCAAAAGAUUAAUGCAUUUGAUGAAAUGCCCAAUAGGAACGAUGAUGGCUGGUUGGUCAAUUCUCAGAGCAAGGUGCUUGAGUUGAUCAAGACCACACAUAUUAAAUCAAUCGCCUCCAAAUUAAGCAAAUGUAUUGAAAAGGCAACGUCAGUUUCCCCUGCAGAGUCUCGUUUGAUAUCGUUGUUAUCAGGAUUUACUUCUCCUUUAGUUGAAAGCUAUGUACAAUUAUGUUUGUAUGUGUUUGAAAAAUCCUUUUCGAGCUACAAAGAUUUAGCAAAAGGAACAUACAUGUUAUCUGCUAUAUUGUAUUCAUUAGCAACAAAGGGCUUUUGCACACCUGAGCCGCCAAGCGAACAAAAAGAAGAUAAUAAUUUGCAAGAUGGAACUGGUUUAGGAGAUGGUGAGGGAGCUCAAAACAACUCCAACGAUAUUGAAGAGGACGAAGAUUUAACAGAAAACGCUCAGCAGCCAAAUGAAGAUCAAAAUGGAGAUGAAGAUAAUGAGAAGGAUGACGCUGUUGAAAUCGAAGGGGACAUGGAAGGAAAAAUGGAAAACAUGUCUGAUCAGAGUAGUGAUGAUGAUGAUGAUGAUGAUGAUGAUAACGAAGGCGAAGGUGAGGAAUUAGAUGAAGAAAUAGACAACUUGGAUGAACUAGAUCCAAAUAGUGUUGAUGAGAAAAUGUGGGAUGAGGAAGCAAAGGAAAAUGAUUUGGAGAAGAAAUCUGAAAAGCUUCCAGAAAACUCCACCAAUGAUGAUAAUAUGGAGGCUAAUGAAGAUGAGCAAAAACAGGAAACUAAUGAUCAAAAAGAGCAGUCUAAUGAGGAGGAGGAGGAGGAGGAUGAGAAGAAGAAGGAUGAAGAAGAGAAGACUGAGGAGGGCGAAGAUGAUGUGGCAGAGCAAGAUGAUCAAGUGGGUAAUGAACAUAGUGAGCAGCUUGAAGAAAACGUCCCAGAGUCUGAUGUUUUGGACCUUCCAGAGGAUAUAAAUAUUGGUGUAGAUGACAAUGAUGACGACGACAUGCAUGAGGAUAGUGAUGAGGGAGAACGAGAAAAUGGGGAAGAAGUACUUGAUAGUCAAGAAGAAGAAGAAGAAGAAGAAGAAGAAGAAGAAGAAGGAUCUGAACAUGAGGAAGAAAAUUCAGAAAAACAAGGAGAGGAACAUGACCCUGAAGACCUCGAUCCAGCUGAUGCGAAUGAGAAAAAUAAAGAUGCUGAUACGCCAGAGGAUGACAUUAUUGAGCCUGAACCGAAGAAUACCGAAGAGGGUGGUGAUGCUGAGGAUGAUAAAGAUUCGGAAGUUGCUAAAGGUGGUGAUGGUGGAACCGAGGCUAAUAUCGAAGACAAUGAAGAUGCAAGUUCUGAAAUUCAACAAGAGAGUGGUGAGUCUGGGGAAGGUGCCGCCAGUGCAUCGCUAGCCCCCAAAAAAGAUGGCGAGAAAAACACGGGCGACGAGAGUUUGCAGACUCAAGAAAACCAGGGAAGCUUUGAAGAAAAUCAAGAUGAGGCAAGAGAAGCUAUGAAUGAGUCACUCAAACAGUUGGGUGAAUGCCUAAAAGAAUUCUAUCGUCGUAGAGAGGAAAUCCGUAAUGCUCAAUCUGAAGAAGAGGUUGAGCAGAAAGCCAAUGAAAACACGGAUGAGUUUCAACAUAAUCCAGAUAGUAAUUCUGACAUAGAUAUGCAAGCUUUAGGUGCUGCAAGUAAAGAACAAGUGCAAUCAAUUGAUGAAGAUAUGGCUAUUGACGAUGACGUAAAUCAACCUGAUGAUCAACCUGAGGAUCAUCCUGAAGAUAUGGAAACGGAGAAUAAUGAGGAGCCAGUUGAGGGUCGUGAGCAGUUUGAAGAAAAUUUUGGAGGAGCAAAUUCUUAUAAAGAUGAAGAAGACGUUGAUUACGGUGGUGUUGAGAAGGAGUUGGUGGAAACGGGGGAUACUGAGGAGGGGCACGAAGAGACAUUUGAUGAUACAGAGGAUGAAAAGAUUGAGGAGCUAAUUGCUAAUUACGAUAUAAAAGAUAAAGAACAACCACCUAUGUCUUUGGAAGAUGCUAAAGCGCUAUGGAAAGAGAGUGAAUUGUCUACACAAGAACUAGCAUCUGGGUUAUGUGAGCAAUUGAGAUUAAUCUUGGAGCCCACUCUUUGUACUAAAUUAAGGGGCGAUUAUAAAACGGGAAAGAGGUUGAAUAUGAAACGUAUUAUCCCGUAUAUUGCCUCGGAUUUCAAAAAGGACAAAAUUUGGUUAAGAAGAACGAAACCCUCUAAAAGACAAUAUCAAAUUAUGAUUGCUGUUGAUGAUUCCAAAUCAAUGAGCGAGGGCAAUGCAUCAAGAUUGGCUUUACAUAGUAUCGCCUUAGUGUCAAAAGCUCUAAGCCAGUUGGAAAGUGGUGGACUAUCAAUUGUCAGAUUUGGAGAAGACGUGAAAGUGGUUCAUCCCUUUGAUAAGCCAUUCAAUGCCAACAAUGAAACUGGAGCCAAGGUUUUCCAAUGGUUUGACUUUCAACAAUCGAAAACAGACAUAAAAUCCUUGUGUAAUGAAUCUUUGAAGAUUUUUGAGGCACAAAAGUUUGACAAUAAGUCGGAAUUAUGGCAAUUACAGAUUAUUAUUAGUGAUGGUGUUUGCGAAAGUCAUGAGUCUAUAUUGAGAUUAGUGAGAAAAGCUAGAGAUGAGAAAAUAAUGAUGGUUUUUGUUGUGAUUAAUGGUGUCAAUCUGAAGGAGUCAAUUUUGGAUAUGCAGCAGGUUAGCUUUCCAUUUGAAUUUUAUGUUGUUGUUAAUAACAUUCAUGAGCUUCCUGAGAUGCUUUCAACAAUUCUUCGACAAUACUUUUCAGAGAUAUCCGGUGCACAAUAA
This is a messenger RNA of Lodderomyces oxycetoniae, 15012 nucleotides long. It is a transcript of the gene MDN1, whose product is annotated as AAA family ATPase midasin. Bases 1 to 15012 code for a protein of 5003 amino acids. NCBI's taxonomy places the organism in Eukaryota, Fungi, Ascomycota, Pichiomycetes, Serinales, Debaryomycetaceae. Gene Ontology annotation, biological process: ribosomal large subunit assembly; ribosomal large subunit export from nucleus. Gene Ontology annotation, molecular function: ATP hydrolysis activity; ATP binding. The record is from RefSeq and is a predicted model, not a curated record. Gene Ontology annotation, cellular component: preribosome, large subunit precursor; nucleus. The transcript has 2 exons.